Molecule: messenger RNA, 1800 nt
Organism: Telopea speciosissima
Lineage: Eukaryota; Viridiplantae; Streptophyta; Magnoliopsida; Proteales; Proteaceae
Product: protein SLOW WALKER 1
Exons: 1
Coding region: 78-1667 (529 amino acids)
Biological process (GO): positive regulation of transcription by RNA polymerase I; rRNA processing
Cellular component (GO): nucleolus
Molecular function (GO): protein binding
Source: RefSeq, a predicted model, not a curated record
UAGACCCAAGCCCACCAUAGUCAAUUUCUCCUUUCAUUGGCGUCAAGAAGGUAAGAAAAUUUUCAGCCAGAGCUCUAAUGGCGGACGACCAGUUAGGGAAGACAUUUCCUGUGAAAUCUCGGUUAAAACCCACUCCAAAGAAACCCUCCUCAUCUCUAGAAUCUAAGUACUGGAGAUCCUUCAAGACCCAACAAAUCCCAGGCCUAGUUUCCGCUAUCACCUCCAUUGAUUUCUCUCCUGACCCGCCACACGACUUUGCUUCCACAUUCUCAGCCUCUGUAACCCUCUACAACUCCCGAACUCUCGAAUCCAAAUUCAAGAUCACCUCCUUCAGCGACGUCGCUUACUCCGCCACUUUUCGUUCCGACGGUAAACUUCUGGCAGCUGGCGGCGAGUCUGGUAUCGUCCAAGUCUUCGAUGCGAAAUCAAAAUCUGAUCUCCACCGCAAGCUUCGCGGCCACACUCGCCCCGUUCGUCUCGUUCGAUACCCUCGAUUCGAUAAGCUCCAUUUGUUCUCUGGUGGCGAUGAUUCACUUGUUAAGUACUGGGAUGUCGCGUCUGAGACCGAGCUCCUUAGUCUCCAAGGCCACAAGGAUUAUGUGCGUAGUGGGUUCGCUUCGCCAGCGAGUUCGGACAUGUUUGCUACUGGGUCUUAUGAUCACACGGUGAGGGUUUGGGAUAUUAGAGUUUCUUCUUUGAAUUCAGUUAUGGAGGUUAAUCAUGGAAAGCCUGUUGAAGAUGUUGUUUUUCUUCCUUCUGGGGGUUUAUUAGCGACUGCUGGUGGGAAUUCUGUUAAAAUCUGGGAUGUAAUGGCAGGUGGGAAGCUUGUUCACACUGUUGAGAGUCAUAAUAAAACUGUUACUUCUCUUUGUGUUGGUAAGAUAGGAAGGGAUGGAGGUGAGGAGUCUCAGAAAUAUAGGCUUUUCAGUGUGUCUUUGGAUGGGUUUUUGAAGGUUUUCGAUUACUCGGCUUUGAAGAUCACCCACUCGAUGAGGUAUCCGGCGCCACUUCUGUCAGUUGGGUUUUCACUAGAUUGUUCUGUUAGAGCUAUUGGUACUUCUAAUGGUAUACUUUUUGUUGGAAAGAGGAAGAAAGAACAAACUGAAAUUGAUGCUCCUGGAGCUGAUAAAUUGUUUGGUAUUAGGUCAGUGGAGGAACCGGAAAACCGGGUUUUGAAACCUACAAAUUUUCGGUACUUCCAUCGAGGCCAGUUUGAAAAGCCCUCUGAGGGGGAUUACUUGGUUAAGAGACUGCCUAAGGUGAAAUUGGCUGAACAUGAUAAGCUGUUGAGGAAGUUCAGGCAUAAGGAAGCACUAGUAUCUGUUUUGAAUGGGAAGAACCCUCAAAAUGUGGUGGCGGUUAUGGAGGAGUUGGUGGCUAGAAAGAAACUGUUGAAAUGUGUUUCGAAUCUGGACAUGGAGGAGCUUGGGUUGCUCUUGGGGUUCCUGCAGAGGUACGUGACAAUGCCACGGUUCUCGGGGUUCUUGAUGAGCUUGACAAAGAAGGUUGUUGAGUUGCGUGCAGAAGAUGUCAGGACUUCGGAUCUCUUGAAAGAUCAUGUUAGGAACCUCAAGAGAUCAGUUGAGGAGGAGAUCAGGAUUCAACAAUCAAUGCAAGAGAUACAAGGCAUUGUUUCUCCCUUAAUGAUGAUUGCCGGCCGAAGAUAAAUGUAACAGAUAUUCCCAUCCUUCUAUUAUAAGGUUAAGGUAUUUUCUAUUCCUGUGAAUCACAAGGAGGGAGAGAAGUUGUACGAUGUUGGUUUUCAUCAACAUCUGUGUUUUUGUCAACAAUUUUUUUUCA